AUGUUACGCACGAAAAUACAUAUAGCAUGGAGUGCUCUCGGUGCGUUUCUUGGUUUGUCGGCAUUUAUAUGUUUUUGCAUCGUUUAUGCAAACAUUGAAGCUGGAAUGUGGGCGUUAUUGGCUUGUCUCCAUGCCUCAUUGACUAUGAUGCUUCACUGCCACUAUCUUAAAGACACCUUACAUGUCAACUUUUCAAGAAAGGCUCUACAAUAUAUUGGCGAUUUUGGAAUAGUUGGAUUCAUAUCUGGGCUGGCACUUAGUCUGUUUUAUUUAUUUUUGGAAAUUUAUUACAAAGCAGAUAUUCUUCCAAUUAACACCAGCAUUGUAUUAAGACUAGUAUGGUCUUUUAUGAUGAUGAAAUGGGGCUUGAUUCUGUAUGUGUUUACAAAGAAGUAUCUCCGAACAUAUAAUGAUGAUCAAUUGUUCUCAGAAAAUCCUAAUAUUGAAGAAACAUAG
Molecule: messenger RNA, 456 nt
Organism: Pieris macdunnoughi
Lineage: Eukaryota; Metazoa; Arthropoda; Insecta; Lepidoptera; Pieridae
Source: the annotation of a GenBank genome assembly